Messenger RNA from Agelaius phoeniceus (red-winged blackbird), 898 nucleotides. The record is from RefSeq and is a predicted model, not a curated record. Lineage: Eukaryota; Metazoa; Chordata; Aves; Passeriformes; Icteridae.
AAGGCACCGACACCUCCUGGGGAGAGCAGCAGCAGGAGCAGGGAGGCAGCCAAGAAAAAAACCGGCGUCGCUUCCUCUUGUCCCAAAAAAUCGGGAUCCGCGGGCAAUUCCAACGAGCCCAUGCUGAAACUGGCCAAUUUGCAGUUGCCACAUGGGAGGAAAAGAGGUGCAGAGGUCCUGGCUGCAGAAAUUGUCCACAAACCCCAGUGUGAAGGUGCUGAGAAGGAGAAGGAAAGCUCAGCUCCCAAUGGUCCUUCUGUGGAGGCAAAGAGGCCAAAAACCCUGGAAAACGUGGACACAAAGAAGGCUCCUGUCACCGAGAGUGGCACAAAGCCAGGGAAAAGCAAAGUGCAGAAAAACCUGGAAAACAGAGCAGCAAAACCUCCGGAGAAGCAGCAGGAAGGGAGCGAGCGGAAGGCGCUGCCCUCGGAGCUCCCCAGCGAGGCCUCAUCCCAGCCCCCUGGAGCAGAAAUCCCAAGGAAUGUUCAUCCCAUGGCGAUUCCCAGCGUUGCCUUUGCCCUGCCCGGGGACAACAGCGACUCCCACGCCCUGAACCUGCUGGCUGACCUGGCCCUGGGCUCCUGCAUCCCUGCCUUUAUUCCCAAAGAUUCUGGGAUGGCCCCCGUGGAACCCGGGGACUCCUGGGAGCAGCGGAGCCCCUCCGAGCCCAAAUCCCUGCGCGUGGCCUCCGACCACAAAUACCACAGGGCAGACAAGCAGGGCAAGAAACCCACCUCCAGCAAGGUGUCCCCCGGGCCAGGCGCUGCCUGAGCCAGCGGAUCCCAGCCCGCUGGCCUCUCCUCCCAGGGAAAAAACCCCUGGAAUUCUCAGCAGGGGCAGCAGCGCCGCGUUCCAGGUGUUCCCUCCCCGCCGAGCUCCGCCGGCCUGCGAGGCCAGC